UUUUUCUUUUCUUUUAAUUCUUUCUUUCUGACUAUUUCCGAUUGAUCAACUUCACAAAGAUGUUUAGGCGGCAGAUUUAUGCACCAUGCAAUCUAUUGCCUAGCCUAGUCGGAGAAGCGAGUCACCAGCCUAGUAUGGGUGCACCUUACCACUCCGUAAUUCCUGUGGUAUACGAUGUAGGAAGAGGCCACUUGCGGGCCGUGUACUUAAUCACGGUAUACUGACACACACCGUAGGGGCCACCCACUUCCUCAAUUCCUAUGACUACAUCCCAAUUACUAUGACUAC
Molecule: messenger RNA, 288 nt
Organism: Aspergillus eucalypticola CBS 122712
Lineage: Eukaryota; Fungi; Ascomycota; Eurotiomycetes; Eurotiales; Aspergillaceae
Exons: 1
Coding region: 60-224 (54 amino acids)
Source: RefSeq, a predicted model, not a curated record